GCCUAUAAAUUCCUGCCACUCUAAAAAAUCGCAGCAGUUAGUAGCAGUAGCCGUAGACGAAGAUAAAAAAUCAGCAUAAAAAAAGGAUUCCAUCCUUCUCCGGAAUAUUCCUUCUAAGAAAAUUCCAUAAUUUUUCGCAGGAGAAAACAAGUUUGUAAUUUUGUUAAUAUAUAUUUUUGAUGCCGUAUCUUGUACGCGAGAAUCUUUUCAUCGGAAACAUAAGCGACGCGGCGGAGGUUCUGCAAAACGGAAGUGAGGAAAUAACGCAUAUGUUAUCGGUUUUAAGUUCCGUGUCGAUAUCGUUCUUUACGGAAUGGAGAAGCGGAGUCAUAAUUCCGACGAAGGAGAUAAAGAAAGUGUGUGCCGGUGAUGAGUGGAGGAGUUGUUUGGCGGUGAAUAAGGUUUUGUAUUCGUUAGAGUAUGCAGGGAAGGAAUUGAAGCUAGUGAGAAUGGCGGUGCCGAUUAGGGAUAUGGAGAGUGAGGAUUUGUUAGAUUAUUUGGAUGUUUGUUUGGAUUUUAUUCAGAAGACUAGAAAAGAAGGAGCUGUUUUGGUGCAUUGUUUUGCUGGCGUUUCGAGAAGUGCAGCUAUCAUUACAGCGUACUUGAUGAAAAGUGAGCAAUUAUCUCUUGAAGAUGCUCUUGAAUCCCUAAGGCAAAGCUGUGAGUCUGUUGGUCCCAAUGAUGGCUUUUUAGAACAGUUGAAAAUGUUUGAGGAAAUGGGCUUCAAGGUUGAUCAUGCUAGUCCCAUAUACAAGCGGUUUCGCCUGAAAGCACUGGGUGAGUUUUACAACCGCGGAGAGAAGAUAGACAGUUCUAAAUUUGGGGCAGAUCCUGGUGUACCUACACAAGUCUCCUCUGAGGAAGAAGCAUCUCCAAAUGGAGGGGAAAAAGGUAUUCCUGCAUACCACUGCAAGAAGUGCCGUCGAGUAGUUGCAUUGCAGGAGAAUGUUAUGGAUCAUGUUCCAGGAGAGGGUGAGACAUCUUUUGCAUGGAGCAAGCAGAAAAGUGGCAACCCCCUUAACAAGUCUGAUGAGUCUGAGUGUUCUUCUAUUUUUGUUGAGCCUUUAAAGUGGAUGACAGCAGUUGAGGGAGGUAUGGUGGAGGGCAAGUUGUCCUGUGCUCAUUGUGAAGCUCGUUUGGGCUACUUCAAUUGGUCUGGUAUACAAUGCAGUUGUGGGAGCUGGAUUACUCCUGCCUUUCAGCUCCAUGAAAGCCGAGUAGACGUUAGCACUGUCUAAUACCUUCGAGGCAAAAGAAGAUGCCAGCUUAUCAUUUGACCACAGAAAGGCUCAGUUCUCUUAGCGAAUUUGAUACCAAGAAGAAGGGUAUGCUAUUUCGUCCACAGUCUGCACUUGCACAUAAUGAGCAAGCCCCGCAGCAUUUUUCGAAGUUGCCAUGUAUUUUUCCACAAAAUAUCUUUGUGAAGCUGGAGCUGUAUAUUUGUAAUUCGAGAGAAAUAUUGCCAUGUAUUUGGUGUAUGAUAUGUUCAUGCAAUUAUACCAAUUUGCUUGGUAGUUGGAGUUUCUCCAAAUUGCCUUGGUCCUAAAAAAUGUCUUUGGUUAAUAUCUCGAGGAGAUAAUUGAAAAAACAAGACAUGAAAACAUAUUUGUGUUUGGUAAUAGAGUAUAAAAUUGUCUUCCGCA
Messenger RNA from Populus nigra (black poplar), 1643 nucleotides. RefSeq lists its product as uncharacterized. Lineage: Eukaryota; Viridiplantae; Streptophyta; Magnoliopsida; Malpighiales; Salicaceae. The coding region runs from base 180 to 1238 and encodes 352 amino acids. Gene Ontology annotation, molecular function: protein tyrosine/serine/threonine phosphatase activity. Gene Ontology annotation, biological process: protein dephosphorylation. The record is from RefSeq and is a predicted model, not a curated record. The transcript has 7 exons.